CUAGAAACUUAGUCUCAGUAAAGACCCCUUCGCCGGAAGAUGAAGUUCUUGUUAACGUUUAUAAUAUGCUUUUGGCUAGCCCCAAAUCCUCCAUUAGGAUCAUGUCAAACCGAUGCGUAUAUCAAACUUGAACUGGAAAAUAUCAGAGGGUUUGCUAAUAACAAUCCUGAGUUCACGGAGUGGCGUGACCGUCUUCUGGAUGCACUAAAACCGGUUUCCGAACAAUCGAAGUUGCAAAUUCUGCAAGAUUUUCAACGGUGGAAUGUGCAGAGACUUGAUUUGGAGAAGCAAAUAUUUCGCAUUUGCGAAAAACUCCAAAAGUCAAUUAUGGGAAAAUGUCAUGAAACCUUUAGAAAACUACGUGAUGCAUGCGUUUGGAGUCUUACAAGACCAAACACGAAGAAAGCAGAUGUCAUAAACGUAAUUAAGAAAGCGAAAUGUCUGGGUAUGAUACGAGGCAAAGAGAAGGACUAUGGUCUGGAUUUUUAAUUAGGCAAUGGCCUUUCACACCCGAUACACCAUAUUAAUUCUGAUGAUUUUUUGAAACUAUACAAUAUAUUUUAUAUGCACAAUACGUGCAAUUAGUAUCGGAGUCAA
Molecule: messenger RNA, 597 nt
Organism: Drosophila miranda
Lineage: Eukaryota; Metazoa; Arthropoda; Insecta; Diptera; Drosophilidae
Exons: 3
Coding region: 40-489 (149 amino acids)
Source: RefSeq, a predicted model, not a curated record